AUGCAGUUCUUCACCCUCUUCGCUGCCGCCGCGGCCGUGGUCUCCGCCGCCCCCGCCGCCCCCGAGGCCCGUCAAAUCAACAACAACGUCGUCUACCCCGCCGCGACCUACCGCCGGUGGAUCCAGACGGGCGACAUGGUCCUGGACCCGCAGGACCAGCUGCUCAUCGUCAAGAACGGCAACGCGGCGGACGAGACGUCCACCCUCGUCACGUUUGACUUCGACGCCAGCACCGCCGGCAAGACGUGCGAGCUCCGCUUCGAGCUCUGGGACCGCGACGUGUCCACGGGCACGCGCACGCUCGACGGGAUUGCCCAGCUGACCGCCGCCGCCGUCAAGAGCCGGGACCACCACGUCGGCCGCAUCGUCGCGCCCAAGCCUGGGAACGCGACGUGGGUGCAGGCCUACGAUGGCUGGCCGUCCAUCCCGUGCCCGGCUGGGCAGCUCAUCGCCGUGGAGUAUGUCGGUGUUGGUGAUAAUGUCGAGGUUCGCUGGGAUAUUGGCUUCUACGAAGCGGAGAGCUUCAUAGAGGCCGGCUCGCUGCUACAGGAAGGCCACGAAGCCCUCCCUCGUCUUCGUCCCCGGCGCCUGGCACGCCCCGGCACCUGGGACGGCGUCGCCAACCCACUCCGUGACCGGGGCUACACAUGCCUCUCCGUCACCCUCCCAUCCACGCUCGGCGACCCCUCGACGACAUUCUCCGAAGACCUCGCAGCCACCCGGGACAUCGUCACCGCCGAGAUGCGCCGAGGCCAAAACGUCGUCAUCGUCGCACACUCGUACGGCGGAUCCGUCGCCGCCAGCGCCAUCAAGGGCCUUUCGCGCAGGAGAUCAUCGGUUGCAUCGACGGGAGGAGCCGCCGCCGCCACCGCAGCCGCAACCGCAAGCGACGACGAACGCGACCGCGACCGCUCCGAGGAAGGCCACGUCGUCGGACUCGCCCUCGUCGCAUCAUGGCUCGCCGCAACGGGCACGAGCUUCCUCGACGCGCUAGCGCAGGACGCGACCCCGGUCAUACGAACAGACAACGAGGGCGGCUUCGCGAGCCGCAUGUGGGCGUCGGACCUGCAGCGGCAGUCCCUCCGCGCGCUUCGCGAGGGCGGCGAGAGCGCGUACGCCGGCUGGGCCGACGUGCCGAGCUGGUUUCUCGUCACGACUGAGGACCACGCGCACCCCGUCGAGGGCCAGCGGACCCUGAUUCAAUCGGCGAGGGACGCGGGCGGCGAUAUUACCGUGCGCGAGGUGCGUAGUAGUCAUUCGCCCAUGAUUAGCAAGCCGGCGGAUGUGGUGAGCUUCUUGCUCGAGGCGGUCGGGGCUUUUGCCGGUCCGGCGAGUACUAGUAGUUAG
Messenger RNA from Parascedosporium putredinis, 1347 nucleotides. NCBI's taxonomy places the organism in Eukaryota, Fungi, Ascomycota, Sordariomycetes, Microascales, Microascaceae. The record is from the annotation of a GenBank genome assembly.